Zychaea mexicana is the source of this 1556-nucleotide messenger RNA. RefSeq lists its product as uncharacterized. The record is from RefSeq and is a predicted model, not a curated record. The coding region runs from base 257 to 1174 and encodes 305 amino acids. The transcript is spliced from 4 exons. NCBI's taxonomy places the organism in Eukaryota, Fungi, Mucoromycota, Mucoromycetes, Mucorales, Lichtheimiaceae.
AAAAAAUAUAGGGCAGCUUAUCCCGCCUGUCUACACUCUGCUUGUUUCCUUUCAAUGUGCACCCAAAAGAAAGAGUUCUUAGGGCUACACUUUAGAUAACGGGCAAACAGGGUGAAAUAAAAGCUAUAAAGGCUAGAAAAUUUGUAAAUUCUCCACAAAAUUCGAUAGCAAGCGUUCCUAGGUUGGAAGCAGAAAAAAAAAGGAAAUUCAGUUUUACCGGGCGACACGCCCCCACCAAUUACAACUGGAUUGAGAUAUGGGCCAAAUGCAUAAUUCAAAUCCUCUCUCUCUCCAAAUUCCCUGUCUCUUUCUUUCCCUUCUUCUCCACUUUCUUUCUUCCAUGCUCGCAUACUUUUCCAUACAACCGUCAUCAUCGCAAGAUGGUGAGAAGCUUUCACUGCUACACCACAACGACGACGACGAAGCCUACAACAACAACAACAACAAGAAGCGAUUAUUACGGUACCGACGCUGGAUCCUCUUUACAUCCAUAAUUCUACUUGCUUUUACCAUAUCGUCCCUGGCGCUGUAUUCUCUCCGAUACUGUUCUACACAUCAAUGCCUGAUGUACAGAACCACAAAGGCAAAAGGCAUCACAGUCGUACCUUCCAUCGGCCUUGAGCUCAACUGGUUCCAUGCGCUGUUUGCAUUGUUCUACGCAUUGAUACUCUCCAUUUCACUCUCACUGCGCGGUUCGAUUCACUGGUACGUCAUGCCACUCGUUGUUUUUGUGGGUUUCCAACUCGUACAAACAACGUGGAUCUUGAUGUUCGAUCGGAAUACAUAUGUCGUUGAACAGUUGGAUGAUUCAUGGCAACGUGCUUAUGAUAGCAGUGACGGCGCGGUCCUGCUUAAACAACUGCAGGUGCGAUUACAGUGCCAGGGGUUUGCCGGUCCGCUCGACAGAAACUUGCCCAUGACGGGUACUGACGCGACGAACACAGAGCCAUGUGUGGACAAACUGAUAGCGACGUUUGGACAAGCAAUCUAUGCAUGGGGCUUCGCGUUAUGGGUGCUCAAGAUGAUUCAGAUGGCAGGAUUAUUGGGAUGCUAUGCGAUCUAUAUCAGGAUGGCGGACGAUGGUGACGAUCAGCAGACAAGUACAACUGCCAUUGAACGAGAAGAAAAGGGCCACGGUACACGAACAGGACAGGCGUGUGUCACGGUUACAUAAGAAAAUGAAGAUCAAUUUUCACUUCCAAUUUGCCACUAACCUCUUUUAAAUGUCUCUCUCGCCCCCCUCCCCCACCUUUUUAAAGUUCUCUUUGCUGCUGCUGUAAAUGUUUUCUGCAUUAUACAUAAUAUAUCGUUUCUUUCUUUUUUGGGGGUAUUAGAGGGCUGGCCAAAUAACAACUACAACAUCAAAGAACCCGCUUGACCCGAACAGAACCAAUAAACGGAUAAUUAUAUAUAAUCAGCCACUGGAUGGCAAGCUACAUAGUUAUAAUAGUUAAUAUAUAAGCAAUAUAUAUAUAUAUAUAUAUAAAUGUGUGCGUGUGAGUGUAAACAUGUAGGAAAAGAAAGAAAACUCGUCAACUUGCGCGCGCGCAGAGAAA